Molecule: messenger RNA, 2220 nt
Organism: Penicillium daleae
Lineage: Eukaryota; Fungi; Ascomycota; Eurotiomycetes; Eurotiales; Aspergillaceae
Product: ABC transporter ATP-binding protein
Exons: 2
Coding region: 1-2220 (739 amino acids)
Biological process (GO): transmembrane transport
Cellular component (GO): membrane
Molecular function (GO): ATP hydrolysis activity; ABC-type transporter activity; ATP binding
Source: RefSeq, a predicted model, not a curated record
AUGCUGGAUAAGAAAGAAACAGAUGCGCCAGAGAUCACCAGGAGAACUUCAAUGACCAGGUACUCGAACAACUGUGUGCUCUCCAAAGGAGGCCUUCGCAAACCUUUCUCCUAUGUCCGCCUCCUCUUCUCUCUCGACUAUACCAAGACCGAUGUUUUCCUCAUAAUUUGCGGCGUCGUCUUCUCCAUCGCGGCAGGACUCCCGUUCCCUCUUCUGGGUAUCGUCUUUGGCGACUUGAUUAACGAUCUGAACACGGCUACUUGCUCCCCAUCCACACAAACAAAUAGCGAGGUUGCCGAUAGUGUGCGUCAAAAAGUGCUCUACGUGAUUUAUAUCACCAUUGCCAACUUUUGCUUCAUAUACAUUCAUUGCGGUUGUUGGAGCUAUAUUAGCGAGCGCAUUGCACGACGGUACCGGAGACGAUAUUUCGAGAGCAUUAUCAAGCAAGAGACUGGGUACAUUGAGAGUUUACCAGCAGGUGAUGUGGUAUCACGGUUGGUGAGUGAUAUUCAAAUCGUGCAAUCUGGCACCUCGGAGAAAGUAGGCCUUGUUAUUUCCACAGUGUCCUACUUUGUAACGUCAUACGUUGUGGCGUUCAUCAAGGUGCCUGAAAUUGCGGGUAUGCUGGUCUCUGUUGUGCCUUGCUACUUCUUCAUGUCUUGCGUCGGUGGACACUACAUCAAGAAGUAUGGAAGCCAAGUCAAUGAGAAUAUCAGCGCGGCUACGUCCAUUGCCUCUUCAAGCUUGUCACAUCUGGCACUGGUACAUGCGUUCAACUCCAAUGACCGACUGGAAAAGCUAUAUGCCGAUUAUUUGGCUGACUCGCGAAUGGCUGCACUCAAGAAGGCAGGAUCACAUGCUGUGCAACUUGGGCUGCUAUAUUUCAUUGCAUACGCUGCGAACGCUUUGGCCUUUUGGGAGGGUUCUCGAUUGAUCGCCGAUUCAGUGGAUAACAAUGGCGAUGGGACAUCUGUUGGGGCUGUGUAUACAGUCAUUUUUGUCUUGAUUGACGCUUCGUUUAUUCUCAGCCAAGUCGCACCAUUUGUGCACGUAUUUGCAGCAGCAGCAGGCGCAUCUGAGAAGCUUCUAGAGGUCAUCAAUCGCGAUUCCAAGAUAGACGGAACUGCCGACUACGGAGACAAGUCUGCAUCAUUUGAAUCGGAAGACAUCGUGUUCCGCGACGUGCAUUUUACCUAUCCGUCUCGGCCAGAAGUACCUAUCCUACAAGGAGUCGAUUUUGCGAUUCCGCCUCGCAAGCAUACCGCAAUUGUUGGUCCCUCUGGAGGUGGGAAGUCCACCAUUGUCGCUCUUCUUGAACGCUUCUAUGACCCUGAAGCCGGACAAAUCAUCAUAGGUGAGCAAGAUUUCCGAGACCUGAAUGUGCGGUUUCUCCGUGGGAAAACCGGAUUCGUCCAACAGGAGCCAUCUUUGCUGGACCGUUCCAUUCUCGAAAACAUUGCCUACGGACUGGUCAGAUCCGCAGCUGAGCAGCAUCAGAAUCUGGCUCCAUAUAUUCUCGACUCCACACUGGCCACAUUGGUGGAUUAUCUUCGAUUAGGUAUAUCAGAAAAGAAAGCCCUGCAGGAAUUCGACCCUCAUGUCGCCAGAAUUGUCUUCUUGGUGCGACAAGCGGCAGCUAACGCAAAUGCUUUGACUUUUAUCGAUGCGCUUCCCCACGGGUUUGCGACGAACGUGGGCCCUUCUGGGAGUCAAUUGAGUGGUGGUCAAAAGCAGCGUAUUUCAUUAGCUAGGGCCCUUGUGCGUGAGCCAGCUCUUUUGAUCCUCGACGAGGCGACAGCAGCUCUGGACUCAACAAGUGAACGGUUGAUUCAGGAUGCUCUCGCAAAGCUAGCUGGACGUGUAACCAUGGUAUCGAUUGCACACCGUUUGGCGACUGCCAAAGACGCCCAUAAGAUAGUGCUUGUGCAGAAAGGCCGAGUUGUCGAGGAGGGCUCCCACACUGAGCUUGUUGCUAGACGUGGCUCAUACGCUGAGAUGGUGCGACUGCAGAAUCUUGGAAAGCUAAGCCCAAAAUUGACAACCGGAGAGGAUAAUAUUCGUGAAGCUUGCCAGGGUAUUCUUGGCCAUCAGACAUUCACAACUGAGACCAAAGAGUCGUUCGUUGAUGUGACUGGCACCAACGUCGCAGAUGCUACAGACGAUGCGCUUCCUCCAUUUGCCACGGAAUCGGAAAAAGAAAAAGAAAAAAAAGGUGUCUGA